This is a messenger RNA of Fusarium keratoplasticum, 360 nucleotides long. RefSeq lists its product as uncharacterized. The record is from RefSeq and is a predicted model, not a curated record. The transcript has 2 exons. The coding region runs from base 1 to 360 and encodes 119 amino acids. Lineage: Eukaryota; Fungi; Ascomycota; Sordariomycetes; Hypocreales; Nectriaceae.
AUGCCCAAUCCUCCCCACCAAGCAAACAACCCGGAGAUCACUGUGCUGCCAGUGACAGCCAGUGUCGAGGAGGUUUCCAAUGUCAUUCGUCGAGACGGAGGUCUGAUCAUCAAGAACUUCUUCUCUCUCGAGGAUAUCAAGCAGAUUCACCGGGAGGUUGGGCCACACUAUGGAAAGACGGGUAGCUACAACGGCACCCUCUUCAACGCCGACGAUCCUCCUGUGAGCGGCCUCUGCGGCAAGUCCUAUACGGUCGCUCACAAGAUGCUCAACCAUCCGCUCUACCGAGACGUAGCCAAGGAACUCUUACGUGAUGUGACGUGUGUCAGCCCUCGCACCUUUCUCAUGUCUAAUAGCUAG